Dreissena polymorpha is the source of this 1397-nucleotide messenger RNA. RefSeq lists its product as uncharacterized. Lineage: Eukaryota; Metazoa; Mollusca; Bivalvia; Myida; Dreissenidae. The transcript is spliced from 4 exons. Bases 487 to 1200 code for a protein of 237 amino acids. The record is from RefSeq and is a predicted model, not a curated record.
GCAGGCUUGUCUGAGACACAACAUCAUCGAUUUUCCUGUCUACGGCAGUGCAUAUUGCCUCCCGGAAAGCUGUACCAACACAUCGAGGAAGCCGAUAACUUAAUAGUCCUAUCGGAAAACUGAUGGAACCAUUGGAAAGAGACUACCGAAAUUUUGUUUAAGGACUACAUGGAUUGUCGCCGGAUAUAUUGAAAAUAGUGGACAGCGAAUGUAUGCAAAACGCCUGGAUAUUUCUAUGACAUUUAUUGAACGGAUUUUGGAGCGAUUACUUGAAUUAAAGAUCAAAAGGGUGCACAGACAUUGCGGAUGAAGACGAACAAAUGGAUUUGUUAUUGUAGGAGCAACGUUACUAAGCGACAAAGUCGAUGAAUACGCAAACGCGAAGCAAUUUGUGUAAUUUUUUAUAGGCUAUACAUAUAUCAUAUAUCAGGCGAAGCUAGUUUACACUUGAAAUACGGAUUAGUAACCGUUUUACAAUACUGCACAAUGUCUGACUACAUAUUGACUUGUGUAGCUGUGCUGGCGAUAUGUUUGGGAAUAACACACUGCGAGUCAGAAGAAUCCCCUAAGGAGAAGCCUCAGUGCAAAUCCAAUGCGCAUGUCUGUACGUCUCUGAUGAGGUACCCGGAUGGAACCGAAUUCGACGAAGGACCGUACUGCCAGUGCCCUGGAUGUGUCAACAAGUGGAUAGCCAAUGACUAUAUGUCGUUGUCAUGGCCACACUAUGAACGAGCAGACAAAACGGUUCAGUACCGUUUCUGCGUUCCUAUAAUUCCGGAGCGGGAGUGUCAACCCGGUGACCUCGCCGUCACCAUGGCUACGACCUCAGGGGAGUGGAGCCCGCACGUGCGAGAAGCGCGCUGCGCAUGCCCAGACAACAUGUACGAAUUACUCGGAUGGUGGCGCCACCAUAUGUCGAAAUACGACAACAACACGAGCCAGUGGAUCUACGAGUACUUUUGUGAAAAGCCACAGUGUGAAACCGAUCGCGCCCUGUGUUCAAAGAUUUACGUGGACCAGCUCACAGAUGGUAGCAAACCAAUCGUGACCGGAUAUAAUUUCCUGUGCUCAUGCGCUGAUGGAUUCAAGUGCCCGGAUCGAGACGAAAGUGACGAAAGGAAAGAAACCAUAGAAACGGAUCAUCGUGGAACCUAUAUCCCUCGAUUUUGCACCGAAACUCACAAACAUUAUAAAAAAUGAAUAACAUAGUGAAACUGUUUCGAAAAUAAUCAGAAAAAACAUGCAUUUUAAUGCUUUUCAAACCUUUUUAGUUGUUCGCGUUAGCAGACAACUUAUUUUAACCCUUUGCAUGCUGAGAAAUUUGUCGUCUGCUAAAAUGUCGUCUGCUCAAUUUAUAAAAUUAGCAUUUUCUUCGAUUUUUUUUCAAAGAAUACUAU